UAUAAUUAUGUGAUGUUAUAGGGGUGUACAUGCAAAAAUAUCCUUGUUUGAUACCAAGUUAUCCUUGCCCUUCAAUGGAAGAGCCAAGCUCCAAACAGAGAACAACAAUGGUGGUAGGGGUUCUCUUCUCCCCACUCUCCUCCCUCUGUACACCGUCUUCUCUCGCUGCAACCCCACCCUCACAUCCCUCACCAUUGCUCAACAUCCCCUCCAUCUCCUUCUCCACUGACAAGCGCCGCCGUUCCACCUCUUUCCGCUGCUCCGUGCACGGUUCCACCGCCAGAACCUCUUUCCCCACUCCCGAGAACUCUGAAAGUUGGGACUCUGAGGAUUACCAGAUCUUCCUCAAAGGCGGCGACCAGGUCAUCUCUGUCCUCCAGGAGAUGCUCAAGCUGCUUGAAGACAUGGAUAUGGAUGAGGACUCGGAGAAGGCGGCGGUGCAGGUGGUGGCACAGGGAGUGGUGGGCAAGAGAGUGGAUGAGAUGGAGACUGGAUUUAUGAUGGCUCUUGACUACAUGAUUGGCGUUGCUGAGAAGGAUGGGGAUGAUCAGCGCAAGUCUCUUUUGGAGGUGAUCAAGCAAACAGUCUUAGACCAUCUUACCAAGAAGUGCCCCCCACAUGUUCAAGUGAUUGGCCUACUUUGCCGAACUCCUCAAAAGGAAAGUCGGCAUGAAUUAUUGCGUCGGGUAGCUGGAGGUGGUGGUGUGUUCAAAGGCGAAAACAGCACCAAGGUUCAUCUCCCCGGAGCAAAUCUGGAUGACAUAGCUAAACAAGCUGAUGAUUUAUUGGAGACAAUGGAAGCCAGACCCACUAUUCCAGAUAGAAAACUCCUUGCAAGACUUGUGUUAAUCAGAGAGGAAGCCCGGAAUAUGAUGGGUGGCGGGUUACUAGAUGAGAGAAAUCAUCGUGGUCUUAGCACAUUGCCUGAAGCUGAGGUGAAUUUCUUGAGCAAGUUGGUGGCCUUGAAACCAGGAAAACGUGUCCAAGAAAUGAUCAGUAAGGUGAUGCAUGGGAAAGAUGAAGGUGCUGACAACAAUUUCAAUUUAGAUGAAGAUCUUACAGAGGAACAGCGGACGGUGGGCGGGAUAGCAGGAAGAGGAAGUGUUUCAGGUCGUAAAGCACGGCCUGUUCGUCCGGGCAUGUUCCUGGAGACUGUUUCCAAGGUCUUGGGUGGAAUCUAUUCUGGCAAUGUAUCAGGUAUAACAGCACAACAUCUAGAGUGGGUUCAUCAGAAGACCCUUCAAAUUCUUCAAGAAAUGGCCUUCUAAUUCCAUAUCGAUAGUCGUUACCCGAGAGAGAGCUCAGUGCUUCUCCCUGACCUUGUGGUUCAUGAAGUAAAACAGUUCCCAAACCAAGCAAAGCAGUUGGUAAAUAAUAUUCAUCAUCUAAAUUCAUGUCAACACAACCAUAUUUGCUGAUCAUUAACCACAUGUGUGUUCUUGCCCAAAGGCCCUGUGCCAAAGUUCAGAAAUCAGUAACUGUAGCUGAUCUAAUGGUCUGUUUGAAUACUGUGGAUUCUUUGGCGGACUUGUACUGCUUUAGGUUUUGUCUUGUCUCUGCCAGACAUGCCUACCCAACAGCAGCAGAUAGUGUUAUUGAAGCCCAUGAGAAGCUUCAAUAAGACUAUAUCUUAUAUGAUAUGCAAUGUCCCUGUUGAAGAUAACAAGGAGGCCCAAGACUUCAAUCAUAGACCUAUUGCUGCAAAGUAUGUUUAUCAAAUUAGAACUCACUUUGUCUCUUAUAAUGGCACAAAUGUUCUCUUCUAGUUUCUUCCAUCUUUUUUGUUAUAUGCAUGACAUAUCAAGUUGGUAAAAUUAUUGGAAGGUGCCACUUUGUUGUUCCA
This is a messenger RNA of Dioscorea cayenensis subsp. rotundata (Guinea yam), 1843 nucleotides long. RefSeq names its product protein PEP-RELATED DEVELOPMENT ARRESTED 1 homolog, chloroplastic. The record is from RefSeq and is a predicted model, not a curated record. Lineage: Eukaryota; Viridiplantae; Streptophyta; Magnoliopsida; Dioscoreales; Dioscoreaceae. The coding region runs from base 30 to 1268 and encodes 412 amino acids. Gene Ontology annotation, cellular component: chloroplast nucleoid. The transcript is spliced from 9 exons. Gene Ontology annotation, biological process: regulation of DNA-templated transcription.